AAAAAGAGGCUGCGAUUAAUUUUUUUCGUCAUAUUUUUAACACUUUUCGUGUGUAAAAACAUAUCAACAUUUUUUAAUGCUAAUUUUACACCUUUUGAGGGUAAAAUAAACAUGAAAGAGGGUAACUUUAACCCAUAAUACACCUAAAAAGGGUAAUGUUUACACCUAUUUCGGAUCAAUACUGCAGGAUAAAAUUAACAUUUCCGGAAUGUUAUUUUAACUUUUUCGGAUUUCUCUCAGUGGACAAUUUCUGGCCAAAAAGUGUUUAAUAGCUUCUACAUACUUGAGAAAUUUAUGUCCAUAUUGAAGCAAAUUCCAUACGCUUGUGUAGGAAAAACUCUUCAAUAUAUACAUAUUUUUCUCUAGUACGUAAAGGGCAUAAGUUUCAGUGUCUCUACUCAAUCAAUAAUAACACAGGCGUUUACUCCAAAACGAAAUCAUUUUCUCGAGAAAAAUAUUAACCAAACAUGCUUAUCAAUGGCCCUGAAUUGUCAUAGAAUCUCACGUAAAGCGACGUCGUCGUUUAAAUAUCUUUUAUUAUCGAUAAAAAAUUAAAAAAAGGUCUAUUAUUCUCUCGUUUUCACAAAAAUUCUUUCAUUAAAAUUUUGAAGUAAGAGUUUUGACUACUUACUGGUUAAAUUUUAUAAAGAUAAUUUUGCCUCACUGCUUAAAAGAACGGAAAGUAUUUCGGAUUAAUCCAAAAUGGAGCAUUGUAUUGCUUUCGGCUAUGGCUAAAUUUCCGAUUAAUCAGGUAAUCGAGUUUAGUUUAGGCUCUUCGUGAUAGUAUUGUGAGCUUUUGUGAUUUUUUCAUUUUCUGCUAAAAUUUUAGUGCUAAAGCAUUGAUUUGUUUCCCGAGUUUCUGAAACAUUUUUACCAUUUUUAAGUCAGCGUUUGUUGAUAUUGUCUUUGGUAAGGUUUGUUCUGCCGAAGGUUCUGUCUUGUCUUUUGGCCUAUCAUGCAGUCUGACUAACUUAUCUACAAAAACUUCCACUUCUGCUGAUCAACUCUGCUUUAGAACAAUGAUAAUGGCUUCUCCAGCUCUACCAAGCCCUCAAUUGGCUCUCUCGCUUCUGUUUUGUGUCUCUGAGAGAAGACCUCGAAGUCGUGGCCGAGUCCGCCGCAUUCGGAGUCUCAUACAGUGCGCAGUGUUGAGUCGUGCCAAAAGCGUCGCGUAACACUGAAGAACAGUCCUCUUCUCUAGUGAAGCUAUCAAAGAGAGCCUGAAAAAAAAGUCCUCUAUCGCCCAGAAAAGUGGCGAAAAAUCGACAAUAAAGCCAAUUCGAGGAGUCACUCUGCAAUACAAAAGGAUUUAAAUGGAUUAGGAGCAAUUGGCGGGGCGUUAAAUUGAGACUUUUCCAGUGCUACAAGAAUCACCCUCAGGAGUUUCUGAGACAGUGAGUGACUUGGCUACCUAGAGGAGGUGCCAGGAGACGGGUGAAAAAGAAAAACAAAUAGAAGGGAAGGAAAAGUGCAGUGUGUGUGAGUGAAGGAAAAUAAAGAAAAAAAAAAAUAAAAGAAGGGUGAGGUGUUCUGGAAAAACACUAACCAAAGACAUUUCUUUGCGGCUUCCGCGGAGGAUUUGUGUCCACUUUGGCCAUAUGUGUUAAAACCUGAGCUCCUCCAAAGUGUAAUACAAUACCUGAGAAAAGUGUGGGGUCACCCUAAAAGAAAUCACAGUUCUUUUUUUAGUGAGAGGGGCUAGUAAGAAAAAUCGAAGAAAAUGUCGUCUUGGGGUUUUGUGUUCGUAUUCGUGCUUUCGACGCUUUUUUCGGAUAUCACAGUGAGUGUCCAGGCUGCAUCUCCACGAUGGGAGCCCCAGAUUGCUGUACUCUGCGAAGCAGGUCAAAUCUACCACCCACAGUAUCUCUCCGAGGAGGGCAAAUGGAUGUCCGACCUGAAGAUUAAAGUGCCCAGCUCAUCCUGCUUGAGGGACAAAAUCGAUUUACUCGAUCACUGCAAGAAGGUCUAUCCUGGGCGUGAUAUCACGAACAUCGUUGAGUCACCACAUUACCAGAAAAUUGGAGGCUGGUGUCGUCAGGGAGUGACGAGUCAGGGCAAGUGCAAAGGGGCUCAGCGUUGGAUUAAGCCCUUUAGGUGCUUGGAAGGUCCUUUCCAGUCUGAUGCACUUUUGGUGCCCGAGGGUUGUCUCUUCGAUCAUAUCCACAAUGCAUCCCGUUGCUGGCCCUUCGUCAGAUGGAACCAGACCGGAGCAGCUGCCUGCCAGGACCGUGGCAUGCAAAUGAGGAGUUUCGCCAUGCUCCUACCCUGUGGCAUAUCUCUCUUCUCUGGCGUUGAGUUUGUCUGCUGUCCUAAGCAUUUCAAAGAUGCGGUCAAAGUGAAGAAAAUCGAUUUGCCCGCUAUGUCGCCAGAAUUGGAAGGGCUACCCAUGUCUGAUGACCUCGAGGCUGAUGAUGACGAUGACAUGGACAUGAGCGAGGACAUUCUGACUGACGAGGAUGGCGACGAUGAGGAUGACUACGAUUCAGACGAGGACACUGGCAGCGACGGCGAAGAUUCUGGUGCUUCCGAUGAAAACUGGGACAUGCCGAGUGGUUCCCUGGCUGGAAAGGAUCAGACCAUCAUCAAUGAGAAUCCCUCGACAAUGUCACCGAGCACCACCCUGAAGCCCACUGAGCAAGUUGCAUCUUCAUCUAGUGCUCUGCCCACUGUUGAUCCCUACUUCACUCAUUUUGAUCCGAGACUCGAGCAUCAGAGCUACAAAGAAGCCCAGCAGCGACUGGAGGAAGCUCAUCGGGAAAAGGUGACUCGUGUGAUGAAGGACUGGUCGGAUCUCGAAGAGAAGUACCAGGAUAUGCGUUUGGCAGACCCAAAGGCAGCCCAGAGUUUUAAGCAACGUAUGACUGCCAGAUUCCAGACGUCUGUUCAGGCACUCGAGGAGGAGGGCAAUGCCGAGAAGCACCAACUGGCUGCAAUGCAUCAGCAACGAGUCCUGGCUCACAUCAAUCAGCGAAAACGUGAGGCGAUGACAUGCUACACCCAGGCUCUCACAGAGCAACCACCAAAUGCUCAUCGUGUGGAAAAGUGUCUGCAGAAAUUACUUCGUGCUCUGCAUAAGGAUCGUGCACAUGCCCUGGCUCACUAUCGGCAUCUCCUGAGUUCUGGCGGAACUGGUGGCCUUGAGGCUGCUGCUUCUGAGCGUUCCCGGACCCUUGAGCGGCUCAUUGACAUUGAUCGGGCUGUCAAUCAAUCACUGUCGAUGCUGAAGCGUUACCCAGAUCUCUCAGGCAGGAUCUCCCAGCUUAUGGAUGAUUAUAUCCAGGCUCUGCGUUCCAAGGAUGAGACUCCUGGGUCCAUGCUGGCCAUGACUGAGGAAGCCGAGGCGGCAAUUCUGGACAAGUACCGAAUAGAAGUUGAACGCAAAGUGAAUGAGAAGGAGAGGCAGCGUCUGGCUGAGAAGCAGCGCAAGGAAAAACGUGCCCAGGAGCGUGAGAAGUUGCGUGAGGAGAAACUGAGGUCAGAAGCUAAGAAAUUGGAGGCUACAGUCAAGGCUCAGCAGCAGAUGAAGGAGAAGGCCAACGAAGAGGAAGCCAGGAAGUACCAGAAAGCUGACCAGAAAGACGCCAAGGAUGAAGAUACAACAAUUGGUUUGGCUGUCACGGCACUUCCUACAGUCGAUGAUGCAGCUGUUCAACGAGCCGUCGAGGAAGUGGCAGCUGCUGUAGCUCAUCAGGAAGCUGAGCCACGAAUGCAGCAUGCCCUGGCACAUGAUCUGGGCCAUGGAGAAGCUAUCUACUCGGUGCGUCGGGAAGUGUUCCAGGGACCCGGACACGAGGGAAGGAAUGUCUACUUCACUCUGGCUUUCGCCGGAAUCGCCCUCAUGGCCGCUGUCUUUGUGGGAGUGGCUGUGGCUAAGUGGCGCGCAUCCCGAUCACCCCAAGCACAAGGAUUCAUUGAAGUUGACCAGGUUAACACUAUUGGAGCUCCAGUGACACCAGAGGAGAGACAUGUGGCCAACAUGCAAAUCAAUGGGUAUGAGAAUCCAACAUACAAAUACUUCGAGGUCAAGGACUAAACGCAUGACCUCGCGAAAGGAAUGAAACAGUCUCGUGAGUAAAAAAAAAGAGAAUCAAAAUGGAAAGUAUAAUCCUUUUAUAUUCAAUAACGGAAGGGGUGAGAUAAGAAAAAAAAGUGAGAGAGAAAAAAAUUGUGGAAUAAGAUGAAACAAUAAUAGCCACAGAUAUAUUUAGAUUUUAGCAUUACACAUAAAGAAAAAAAAAGAUGAAUUACCUAUAAUUAAUUAUAUACCUUUUGAGGAAGAAUGGCAAAAAAGCAACAAAGUUAGAAUGAAAAAAAAAUUUGAAAAAAAAGUGAAGAAAACAAUUCUACUGCUAUAUAAAAAAACAGCAAGUUUGGCUUGCAAAUUGUACAAUAUCUCAUUUUUAAUUGUAAAAUGUUCAGUAUCGUUGUCACUGAGGUAUAAGAGAAUAAAAAGAGGUGGUAAAGAAAAAUAAAAGGAAUAAAAAAAAGAGAUAAAUAUUUAUUUGAAUGCUGCACUUUUAUGAAGAAUGCACUCAAGAAUAAAUCUCUCGUUGUUGUAGUUGUAGUAGAGUGUCCUUUGCAAGAUGACGAAUUGUGUGAAAACUUUUUUUUUCCUUUUUUGGAGGGAUUAUAACACACACUUUUACGACUUUUUUUUCCUUUGUCUCACUUUUAAUUUUUUAAUUUUUCUGGUUUUUCUCUUACCACAAAAAACUAGUUGGUGAACUUUUUAGGCGCCUUCACACUAAAUAAAACCCAAAUAAAUUCACGUAAUUAACUAACAAAAACCAAGCUUACAAAAAAAAAGGAAUUUUUCACCAGAAAUAAAAGCUUCACAUAGACUGACUUUUCCUAAAUAUCAAGACAGAGAGAAUAUCUUGUAGUUUUAUCACAUCUAGUGCUUUCUGUAAUUUGUAAACACCCUCUUUUCCAAAAAAAAAAGAAUACACAGUUUGUGUCUCAUUGAAUCACACACAGAGUAUAAUCCUAUUUAUUAAAUAACAAAAAAGCUUCAGGUGAACCGAAUUGUGCGAGAGCUUGUUUUAUAAAUGAACAAAAAAAAUUAAAAAAUAUAUAGAACAGAAUUUUUAAAAGAAAACUCUAGAAUCUUAGCCGAACAAUAGAAGUUAGAUCGUAAAACAUUACUCAUCAAGACACGUACCACUCAACACAAAAAAAUAAAAUCGAUAAAAAAAUUAAGGAAAAUAUUCCUUAUCCAAAAAAAUAAAAAAAAUGAAUAAAUAUCACUAAGAAAUCCGCGUGAAUGUCGAUGUAAAAGCCGCUUCUUUUCCUGGUAGUCACUGUAGAUUAUUAGAAAACUGUGAAAAUUGCACUGAAGUCAGUUUUAAAAGAGUCACUUUUGAGGGAUGAUUUUAAGAUUCUUAAAUGCGUUUUUAUUAAUCGAAUUUUUAAGAGUUGUUUUCUUAAAUCCAUAUAAAAGGAAACUUUAAAGAAUUUAUUUUGCAAUGGUUUUCUAAAGUCUUUUCGGAAGGAAUCUUUAAAGUACUUAUUUUAGAAUUAGCUUUCUAAAAUCUAUUUUAAAGGAAUUUUUAUAGAAUCGAUUUUGGAAUGGCUUUUUAAAAUCUAAUUUAAAGGAAUCUUUAAAGAAUCGAUUUUGGAAUAGCUUUCUAAAGUCUAUUCACAAGGAUUCUUUGAAGAAUUGGUUUUAGGAAACGCUUUCUUAAAGUCUAUUUUAAAGGAAUAUUAAAAAAAAUGAUUUUAGGAAUAGAUUUCUAAAGUAUAUUCGAAAAAAUGUUUUGGAAUUCAUUUGAAAUAUUUUUUUGCAGUCUUUUUAGAAGAGAUCUUUAAAGAAUAGAUUUUAGGAAUGUCUUUUUAAAAUCUAUUCAAAAGGAAUCCUCAAAGAAUUGAUUUUGGAAUAACUUUCUAAAAUAUAUUCGAAAGAAAACUUUAAAGAAUUGAUUUUGGAAUAAUUUUCUAAAAUAUAUUCAAAAGGAAUCAUUAAAGAAUCGAUUUUGAGAACAGGUUUUUAAAAUCGAUUCGAAAGGAAUAUUCAAAGAAUUGAUUUUAGGUAUAGUUUCCUUAAACUUAUUCGAAAAGAAUCUUUAAAGAAUCGAUUCUAAAAUGGCUUUCUAAAGUCAAUUCAAAAGCAAUCUUUUAAGAUUCAAUUUUAGAAACACCUCUUUUAAUUCUAUUCGAAAGGAAUCUUUGAAGAAUCGAUUUUAGAAUAGCUUUCUAAAGUCUUUCGAGAAAGAAUAUUCAAAGAAUAGAUUUUAGGAAUGUCUUUUUAGAAUCUAUUCAAAAGGAUUCUUCAAAGCAUUAAUUUUAAAAAUAGCUUUCUUAAACUUAUUCCAAAAGAAUCGUAAAAGAAUCGAUUUUGGAAUAGCUUUUUAAAGAAUUUUCGGAAAGAAUCCUUAAAGAAUCGAUUUUGGUAUAGCUUUUUAAAGUAUUUUCGGAAAGAAUCCUUAAAGAAUCGAUUUUGGAAUGGCUUUCUAAAGUCUAUUCGAAAGGAAUCUUUAAAGAAUCGAUUUUAGAAACACCUUUUUUAAUUCUAUUCGAAAGGAAUCUUUAAAGAAUUGAUUUUACAAAAGUUUCCUAAAAUCUAUCCAGAAGGAAUCUACAAAGAAUCGAUUUUAGUUAUAGCUUUUUUAAACCUAUUCAAAAAGACUCUUUAAAGAAUACAUUAUGGAAUAGCUUUCUAAAGUCUUUUCAGAAAGAAUCCUUAAAGUAUUGAUUUUUGGAAUAGCUUUCUUGAGUCUCUUUAAAAGAAAUUUUUAAAGAAUCGAUUUUAGGAAUAGCUUUCUAAAGUCUGUUUAAAAGGACUCUUUAAAGGAUCGAUUAUGGAAUAGCUUUCUAAAGUCUUUUUAGAAGGAAUCUUUAAAGAAUCGAUUUUAGGAAUAACUUUCUUAAACCUAUUCGAAAAAAAAAGGAUUUUACGAAUGGCUUUUUAAAAUCUAUUCAAAAGGAAUUUUCAAAGAAAAUGAUUCUAGAAAUACCUUCUCAAAGUCUAUUCAGAAGUAAUCUUUAAAGAAUCGAUUUCGGAAUAGUUUUCUUUUAAAUCUCUUGAAAAGGAAUCCUUAAAGGGGUGCUUUUAAAACUGUUUGCAGUGUUUCUAUUUGUCUGAGCUUUUUUCCACUCAAUUCUCACAUAUUGCUUCGAUGUCUUACUUGAGUUUUACGCUUUCUUUCCUAGCUAUUCACACGAAAAUCCAAUUUCGAAUAAACACUGAAGAAAUCCUCGUCAAAAUGAGUGAUUUCGAAUUGGCAAUAAAACAAGGGUGAGAUUGAAUGUGAAGAGGAAUUUUGCACGUAGCAUCAUCGUUCACAAGAUGCUCUCAUCCUUUUUUUUUUCUCUCACACUAAUCUCGUAAAAUUCCAAGACACAUUUAGCACCUUACUUUUAGGGUAAUACACAAAGGAUCGCCUGCCCUCCCACCCUCACACAAAAACAUGCAAUGUAAAUGGUAAAUGCAAAUUGAGCUUUUGAGCAAUUAAAUGGGAAAAACUGCAGAUGGGAAAUGUACUUUCAUCCCCAAAGCAGGAAGCUGCUGAAAAAAGCUCCUUCUUAAAGGCUUUUCUCCAUAUCUAUAAUAGAGCUUCAAUCCCCUAUUUUCAACCCUAUCCAUUUCGUAGGAAGCUCAGAAGCUCAAUUUUCUCCCCCGAAAAAAGAAGAAAGAGAGAACGAGCAGCAAAAAAAAACGGCUUAAGAGGAAAAAUGAUGGAGUUCUUGCUUUGAUGUUGUAAUUUGUUACACAUCCUCUCAAUAAGGUUAUUAUAUUUCAUAAGGAGAUUAAUAACGUUGGUUCCCUCCUAUUCAGAGAUGAUGAAAAAAUUGAUAUUGAAAAAAAACGUGAAGAAAUAUUAGGUAUUUUAUUAUUAGGUAGUCAAAGGUAGACGUCGGAAAAAAAAUCAAGAGGAAAAUAAAGAGAGAAAUUUGACAAGAAAAAGCAUCAUGAGGAAAGCGUUAGGAUGACGGUGAAAAAAUAUAUGUAAUACAAGUAAUAAGUGAAGAUGAAAUACCAUAAUUGUAUUUUACGAUAGAACCUAAACUAUAUAUUAAUGUUAAUUGAAUAUUGUAAUUGGAAUUAACUUUAGGUGCUUAGGUUUAAAAUGAAUUUUAAAUGUGGAAGAAUAUGGGAGAUUAGGAGGAGGAACUAAGGUUAAAUUAUAAGGCAGUGACAUACCACAAGAUCAAUGUGAAGGAAGGAAAAUUCUAGUCCAAAAUCGAAGCUUAAUUGUAUAAAAAAAAGUGAGAGGUUUAGAUGAAAAUUCUGUUUUCUUUUUUUGUUGAAUUCUGUAAAAUUUAUCAAACAGAUUUUUGUUUUUUUACUGCGUUCUUGGUAGUUUAAAAAUAAUUUUAAAAGAAUUUUUAAAAAAUAUUUAGGGGAAGAUCUUAGUAUAAAGUCUCAUCCCUAAGUACGAAAAUAUCAUUUUGUUGAUUUGUUUAAUUCUCCAAAAGUCUUUUUGUAAAUUUCUGUUCGAAGAGUGGAGAAAACUUAAGGAAAAAAAAAAUCGGAAAUAUCAUUAAAAUUAUGUACAUUGUACACAAUAUAAGUAUGCUAUAAUAUAUUUUCUGAUAAACUAACAACUAUCAAGAGUAUUUUGCAUAAGAUGAGAGAGAAAAAUAUUAAAAAAAAAUGUAAAGAGAAAAUGAAUAUUUAAAGAAUCACCUUUGUUUUUUUUUAAAUAAAAAGAUACUCUUUUUUUAUCCCAAAAAAUAAUUUCACAAAAUCCUUUCGACGCACGACAAAAUGACAUUGCAAUUCAAAAAAAAUUCACAGUCAAAAGCUAUUUAUUCCCUGAAUUCUUUAUAAAAAAAACAUGAAAAAUUACUGAGCACAGAGCAAUUUUUUUGGUGUGAAAACCAUCUAAAAAAAUAUGUGGAUUUAGGUUCCAAAAGAACUCACACACACGAAUGGCAACAAAAUAUUACAACAUCUUUAAGAGACAUAUUUAUGAAAGAAAAGCAUAUUUAAAGAAGAAAUAUUAAUGCAACAAUAUUUAUUUUUGUAUCCAAAAAAAAGUACUAUUGAAUUUGGAGAAAAAAGAAAAACAGUGAAGAAUAUGUCGUAGCAAAAUGUAAUGUAUCUUAGGUGAAAAAAAAGAGGAAGACAACAAACCAACAUGUGGAGGAAAUAUAGAAUACGUCCUUUUUAAUACUUUUUUAGCACAAGACAUAAAUAUAUGUGUAUAGGAGGUAUAUUUAGCAUCUUUUUGCCCCCCUCUUUGAGACACACACACAACACAACACAGAAGACACAUUUUGUAUUUUAGGUGAAUCUAUGCUGGGUUAGAAAUGUUCUCCUGAGAACUUUUUACCAACCCCCAUCCAACACAGAAAUGUCUUAAGAGAUGCGACAUGAAAUACAACUUUUGCGUAAAUUCUCCAUGAAAUAUUCCGCAAAGUUGAGGAGCGUGUUUGUCACUGAGAACACUUAUUGUUCUUCAUGGGCGUCCAUCAUUUUCAAUUUACCUGCUUUACCACGAUAUGAUACUGUCUCUCAUGGGAGCUUUACCACCCACAAUUUCUCAUGCAGAGCUUUAGAACUUUCACUAGUGAAAAAACAUGCACUCUCGUGAUGAAAAGUGAUGAUUUUACUGAAUUGAAACGGAAGUUAUAGGCUACGCACAGUAGGUACAAUAGAAAAGGGCUAGAAUUCUCUGUACGACCAAAAAACUUUAAGUAAAUCGCAGAAUUAGAUAGCUAUUACACUGAAAAUGUAUCUUAUUUUAAAUUUAGUACAUUUAGUACAGACAUGUGCUAAAUCUCGAACUUUGUAGAAAUCAUUAACGGUCAUAAUUUUGAAAUUUAUGAGUUAAUUUCCCUCAAUAGAACGGGAUCGAGAGGAUUGCGUUCUUAAGGAGAGUGAGGGAAUCUUGGUUAAACCACGGCAAGGUGAGAAUUUAGCCCCGUACUCUAGGCUUUAUACGGCCUUCAAACCUAAGUCUUAACCACAUGGCUUAACUGCUCUAAUUCCUUAUCAAUCAAGAUUUUUUGGAUGAAUUUAAUUCACCGUGGUGUCACAUAACGGUGGUUAAAGUAAUAAAAGAUUAGGAUUGGUGGAAUACGGCCGUGCACCGGACUGAUAUAUGUCGAAUAGGCCGUACGCUCUAGUAAUAAUUUUGAACAAUUUUCAUAAUUCCCAUAUUAAUUAGCCUUAGCCCCUGAUACUAAAGCAAAAGUGAUUAUACUACUUUCUGACCGUGGUGUCACAUAUAAGAUUAAUAUUAAUAUUAAUAUUAAGAAAACCCUUAGAGAGAGGUAUAUAGAAUACAAAAUUUCAAAUGGAAAAUCACGUGUGUUAGGAAGAGUACACUCUAGUGGAGUAAUACGAUGAGUAAGAUAUUACUGUUCGUAUUAAUUGCUCUCUGAAUCGUGUGACAGGCAAUUUGAGCAAUUUUCCAUGCGUGCCAACUGUGAUUCGGUCAGUUUUCGAGCGAAACAGAAUUCUCGCAGUUCAGAAAGUUUCAAUCUUAAUAUUAAUCUUAUAUGUGACAUGGUCAUCAGGAUUGGUUUCUUAAAGACAUAUGACCUAUCAGAUUUAGAAAGGGCAAUAAAAUUAGUUGCUAUUGCUAUAUCGGGUUUUCAAAACUUCGGAAACUGGGCUAAAGCGGUCUUCAGACUAGAGGUUUAGCCCAGUUCCCGAAGGUCUCAAAAUCUGAAACAGCGAGCAAUUUUAUUGUUUUCUUGAGAAAAAAGUAAACUUUAAAGUAAACUUUUCCAAAAAAUCGUGACUGAUAAGAAACUAGAGUAGUUAAGCCAAAUAGCUAUGCCUAGUUCUAAAGUGCGUACAAGCCUUUAGUCUGCAGACCGCUUUAGGGUAGUGAGAUAAUGGGUUAUCCCUGGACCCAGGGCUACAAAUUUUGCAAGGAAAAAAGAAAAUUGAUAUAGAGGAUAAAACAUCACACUCCCAUCUGUACUAAAUCUUACCUGUACUAAAUAUCAAACAUGGUCAAAACAUGCCGUCUUGAUUAUUUAGUACAAAUAGAGGCAUAAACAAAUUUUUGCUAAAUUUCUGUACUUAAAAACGACGCAGAUGAAUGGCAUUGUACACUUAGUACAAUCAUGUACUAAAUAAAAUUUGAAAUAUAUUUUCAAACUGAUGUACGGAGAUUAAAAAUUUGUUUCUUUAAUAUGUUCUUUUACAUUAUUUAGCACUAACGAAAAAAAAUAUCCACUUAGUACAAUUAUGUACUAAAUGGUAAUAUAGAUUUUUUCAUUAAUAAGAAUUGUGCUAAAUAAUUUAUAAAUUAAAAAUGAAACACAAAUCAAUCUGAUAUAUUACUUUUUUUUAAAGAUUUAUUAAUAGUUUCGUUUUAGUACUAAAUAUCUAACAUACGUUAUAUAUAUUUGGAAGAAUAAAGUGAUAUGCAAAAUAUUGUUUAAUUAAAAACAGUUUUUAAGCAGUACAAAGCCUUUUGUAUAUGAUAAAAGGAAGAAAGUCUUAAUAUUGUCUGUACUAAAUCUCAUGCAGUUAAAAAAAAAACUAAGCCUGGGUAUUUAAGAUUUGUCUAUGGGUCGUACCUUAUGGCGUCUUAAACCUUAGGCGAUUCGGCAGCACGCAGGCAACCCCUAAGGCGGUUCUCCAGCUCUACAUCUCGGCUUCUGUGUGCUUGAGGUAUAUACAGUUCCGUUUCUGUACUAUGGCAGACCAGUCUUGUUUGGAUCAGUUGCAGUGAAUGUGUAUUUGUAUCAACAGAUCUCUUAAUGCCAAACUCGUUUCUGUAUCAGCCGCUCUUAAGGUGGUUCAUUGUUAGUGCAUUGGGCAUUACUUUUCAUUAAUUCACUGGACUAAUGGUGUUAUUCCAAUAAAAAAUGAACAUGUUUUUUUUUAGCACAAGACUGUUCUCAAGUGAUUUUUGAUUAUCGACUUGUCUUUGUGUUGGUUUUUUUCACGACUGUUUCUAAAAACGGAUUUAGAAGACGGCUAGGACAGAGGAAAACAGUCGAGACAGGAACAAACACAAAGAAAAGACGAUAAUACAGAAGCGCUUGAAAAUAGUAAAGUACUAAAAAUACAUGUUAAGUUUUCAUUGGAAUACCAACUGAUCCACUGAGACUCUAGCUUGGGUAUUCAGUAUAAGUCCAGUUAUCAGAAAAAGGCUAUUUUAUCUGCUUAUUUAGAUGCUCUAUCUACCUUUUGUUUUUUUGUUAUCAGAAGUGCUGUAAAAUUCAAUUUCUUAAAUGACACGUUUUAGUACAGUUUUGUACUAAUUAUUCAACCCCGCCAAGAACUUGAAAAUCCCAUGUUAUGCAAUUUAUUUCAAUCUACCAAAUGAUAAUGCAAGGCGAGAUGUUCGCUACUGAAUUAUUUACCAUCAUUUUUCACUGUAAUAGCUCUAUUAUUCCUUGUCAGCUAAGCCAAUAACUCCUUGAAAAUUCGUCCAACCCUUCUCACAGCAACUCUGAGAGUGCAUGUAGAAAUAUGUCUUGUUAUUUGUUAACAUGAAUGCUCUAAAAAGAGAAUAUGAAUGGCAAAAUGGUGUAAUACAAGAAAUCUGAGGUGAAAGUUCUACCAGAGAAAUUCUAUAUAGUAUAACUCUAUUUUGAAGUUAUGUGAAAGCUUUCUCAAACCUAAAAAUUCUUUGUUAAUUAAAAUUGCACAGUUUCUCUUUAGUUUUCCCAGACACAGUUGGUGAAAAUUGAAAAUGUUAAUUAACCAGCAGGAGGUUGAAAAGCCAAACCAUGAAAAUUUCUAGGAAAAUCGCGCGCUCUAAAGAACAAUUCUGAAAGGGUGUCAUGGAGCACAGCAUAGUGGAGCAUAAUGCUUAAGGAAGAUGUUGAAAAAUUGAGAAAAAAACUGUCUUACAAUUCAGAAAGGAGAAUUUUAAUUUAGAAACACACAGAAAAGAAGAAUUAUAAAAAAAUCAAGACAGUACUUGAAUUUAGGGUUAUUAUUGCAAGGAGUAAUAAAUGGCAGAAGGAGUGAAAGGUGAAGAAAAAAAAACUAAAAUAGUCAAAUAGAAAUACAUUCGUACAUAUUUAAACAAGAAAAAAAAAAUGCUUAGCGAAGACAUUGUAUCAUUUAUAAUUUAUUUAUAACUUUUGUGGCCAUUAUAUACUAAUAAAAUCAUAUGUAAUGUUAUUUAAUCAAUAAUAUAAAGAAAAGGAAAAAAAGAGA
Molecule: messenger RNA, 13078 nt
Organism: Phlebotomus papatasi
Lineage: Eukaryota; Metazoa; Arthropoda; Insecta; Diptera; Psychodidae
Gene: Appl
Product: amyloid-beta-like protein
Exons: 12
Coding region: 1721-4033 (770 amino acids)
Biological process (GO): central nervous system development; axonogenesis
Cellular component (GO): neuronal cell body; neuron projection; membrane
Molecular function (GO): transition metal ion binding; heparin binding
Source: RefSeq, a predicted model, not a curated record